Molecule: messenger RNA, 2446 nt
Organism: Aethalodelphis obliquidens (Pacific white-sided dolphin)
Lineage: Eukaryota; Metazoa; Chordata; Mammalia; Artiodactyla; Delphinidae
Gene: PGAM5
Product: PGAM family member 5, mitochondrial serine/threonine protein phosphatase
Exons: 6
Coding region: 792-1661 (289 amino acids)
Biological process (GO): peptidyl-threonine dephosphorylation; positive regulation of mitochondrial fission
Cellular component (GO): mitochondrion
Molecular function (GO): protein serine/threonine phosphatase activity
Source: RefSeq, a predicted model, not a curated record
GGACAUUCUGACACAUGCUACGACUCAGAUGAACCUUGAGGACAUUAAGUGACAUAAUCCAGUCCGCAAAGGACAAUACUGUCUGACUCUACUUCUUUGGGGUCCCUGGAGCAAAUUCAUAGAGACAGGAAGUAGGGUGGUGGGUGCCAGGGGCUGAGGGAAGGGGAUGGGGAGUUAAGUUUAACGGGGACAGAAUUUUAGUUUGGGAAGAUGAGAAAGUUCUGGAGAGGGAUGGUGGUGAUACUUGCACAACAAAGAGAAUGUCCUUAAUGCCCCUGAGCUGUACACCUAAAAGACGGUUACGAUGGUAAAUUUUGCGUUAUGUGCAUUUUGCCACAGUAAAAACAAGGCAACCAGCAAACCCUGCGGGAGUUUCCCAGUUCACUUAAACCAGAACCCCAAGUCAUCUGCGGGGCACGGGUUCCCCAUGGGCUCUUCCCGCAUUUGACUCGGCCCAGCCGCUCGGCGCCGGCUUCGGUCCUCCCGUUGCGCCCCCGCCCAAGCGGCUCCCCGGGGGCGCCGCGUAAGCACUAGCUGCUCGAAGGCAGGAACGACUCCCGCCCCGGGCCCCCCGCAGCGGGUCGAGGGAAGGGUCUCAGAACCACCGCCUACCACCGGGCUCCGCCUUCGUUCCCGGAAGUCGCCCGCGGCAGGCAGGGCCAUCCCGGCGACUCCCGCGCAGCCCGGCGGCCGGAAGCGCGCGCCCGCCGAAGCCUGUCCCUUGCGGCGCGCCGUCCGCGCCCGAAGGCGCCUGCGCGGAGUCGACGCGGCCCCGCGUGGGACGGGCCGGCAUGGCGUUCCGGCAGGCGCUGCAGCUGGCGGCCUGCGGCCUGGCCGGGGGCUCGGCCGCGGUGUUCUUCUCGGCGGUGGCAGUGGGGAAGCCCCGCGCGGGCGGGGACGCGGAGCCGCGCGUGGUCGAGCCGCCGGCAUGGGCGGGGGCCGCGCGCCCCGGGCCCGGCGUCUGGGACCCCAACUGGGACAGGAGAGAACCACUGUCCCUGGUCAACCUGCGGAAGAGGAACCUGGAGCCCGGAGAAGAAGAGCUGGCGUCCAGGCUGGACCACUACAAGGCCAAGGCCACACGGCACAUCUUCCUCAUCAGGCAUUCGCAGUACCACGUGGACGCCUCCCUGGAGAAGGACCGCACGCUGACGCCCCUGGGUCGUGAGCAGGCUGAACUAACCGGUCUCCGACUUGCAAGCUUGGGGUUGAAGUUUAAUAAAAUCGUCCAUUCCUCCAUGACCCGUGCAAUAGAGACCACUGACAUCAUCAGCAAACACCUGCCAGGCGUCUGCAAGGUCAGCACAGACCUGCUGAGGGAAGGCGCCCCCAUCGAGCCUGACCCCCCCGUGUCUCACUGGAAGCCGGAGGCUGUGCAGUAUUAUGAGGACGGGGCGCGGAUCGAGGCCGCCUUCCGGAACUACAUCCACCGGGCGGACACCAAGCAGCAGGAGGACAGCUACGAGAUCUUCAUCUGCCACGCCAACGUCAUCCGCUAUAUCGUGUGCAGGGCGCUGCAGUUCCCUCCAGAAGGCUGGCUCCGCCUUUCCCUCAACAACGGCAGCAUUACGCACCUGGUAGUCCGGCCAGAUGGCCGAGUGGCGCUCAGGACCCUCGGGGACACGGGAUUCAUGCCUCCUGACAAGAUCUCUCGCUCCUGAGGGCCACCUUGAGGCCCCGCUCUCCUCCUCAGCCCCAUGCCGGCCUGGUGUGGGUGCCACCGAGACCGCGGGCUCCUCCCCUGCCCCCACACAGGCCGCGCCGCAGGGCCAGGGCUCCAGGGCGCAGCAGCCGGAGAGAAGGAUCCACGAAGCAGUGCUGCAGCGCUGAGCUUCUGGCCCAGGAUGCAGAAGGGAAGCACUCAGGUCAGAUCAGCUUCGUCUCUCGCAGUGUCUCUGCCUCACUCUUGUCCACCAGGAUGAGCCUGUUUCAGGAACAGGAACGAGCAGGCCUGUUUCAGGGACUGGACGAGGCCCCCAGAUGCCGUCCCCACAGGGGCCGCGGCAGACGCCGCAGCGAGCUGUCCGUCAGUAGAGCCCGUCAGGCAGGAGGAGGUGGGCACCAGCGCUCUUCCAUUCGUAACUUAUUUCGCUGCUUUUUACACUCUUUUCAUUUCCUAGAACUCUUUGUCACUUAAGUUUUCAUCGAUUGAAGAUUUUCCUCAUCUGGUUCUUGUUUUGAAAACCCAUUUCUCACUCCCGAGUCACACAGCCCUGACACUGUUGGAUCUGAACUCCCGUGUGUUGCUAGGCCUUUCCGACACAGAGGAGGGGCACCUUGGCAGGUGAGGGAGGUGACUCGACCUGCUGCUCUCGUGGGAGGGGCUGGGCAGUGACGGACCAGGAAGGGCCCUGUUUCAAUGAAGUGUCUGGCUGACAGCUCAGUCCUUGUUUACCUGUGGCUAUUAAUCUUUUAUGCUUGUGGAUUAAAAUAUUUAGAUACAACA